AUGAAGAGAGAUAAUAAUAAAUAUAUUAUUUAUUUAUUAUUUUUUCAAUUUAUAUUAAUUAAUUUAUUAAAUGGUCAAUCAAUUGAAGUAAAAGAUGUAUCAGAUCCAUCAUUUUUGACAUACAAUAAAUAUCCAAUAGAUUCAAAUAAAAAUACUUGUAAUUUUGAUUUCUUUAUUCGUUCUGUGAUAUCUAAUGGUACUGGUGGCCUUUUUACAAUUUCAAGUGACAGUUCAUUAUCCAUAACAAGUUUAAAGGUUUUUAAUGAUCAAAUAACUCAAAUUGAUAAAAUUUUAGUCUCAGAUGUACCAAAUGGUCAAAAUUCAAUUUCUUUAACUUCAAAUUUAGGUUUAAUUAAUGCGUCAACAAUUAUUAAUUUUAAUUGCGAAUUAUAUGAUAUGAAUUCAAUAAAAAUAAAGUAUAUUCCAAAUAUAUUAGCAGAUCUUGAUCCUACAGCAUAUAGUGGAUAUGUUAUAUUAAGCGGUUUAAAGUAUAAAUCAAAUAAUUUAAUUAUAUCAACAAAUGGUUAUUCAGUUUUAGUUAAUUCAGAUUCAAAUAAAGCAACAUAUAUUAUCUUAAGACCCUUAAAUAUCACAAUUUUCAAUCAAGAUGUUACCUGUUCAAUUUAUUUUAUUGAUUACCAAUUUAAUUUUACAGUGCCAUCAUCUUAUCUUUAUUAUUCAAGUAAUUCAGAUAAUCAGGUUAUGUAUUACCCAGACAGUCCUAUGUUUCAAAAAUUUUCAUACUUUGCUUCAAAUGUUAUUUCAAUAACUGCAAAUUAUACAGGUAUUAAUCCUCUAAUUUUCUUAUAUCGAGCAAGUGGAGGUAUUUUAACGUUACCUUUCUAUCAAAAUGAUAAUGGAACUGUGUAUUUUGGAGCAUUACAAAAUUUUGGUACAAAUGAGAGAAUUGCAGUAGUUUCACAAUAUGGCUCCUCAUUAGUUGAAAUUAACUCUACAAUAUUAUCAUCUAUUCCAAUAUCAAGUGAAACUUAUUUUCCAAGUGGAACGAUAUACAUUCUUAAAACUACAUUGGGUACAUUUAAUAAUAUGACAUAUUUUACAGUAUAUUUUAACUCAUCCAUUUAUUUCGAUAUUAUUGAUUAUAGUUUUUCAAUCGAUAAUAUACAAUCAGUUUUACCAUGGCCAUUUGGAUUUGAGAGUGGUACAAACUAUAAAUAUUCAUUUAAGGUAGCAUUCUUAUUAAGUUUAAUGAGUAGUUCUUGGAAUACAUUUGUUAUAACUCCAUAUAAUGGUAUGACAAGUUUAAACCCUCUUAAUCUACCUCCAGAUCUUGUAUCUUUAAAUGAUGCGACACCAACAAUGAAACAUUAUGAAAUGAUUAUUUUAGAUUCAAAUUGUUAUUUAAUUAGAAUUGCACCUAGUGAUGAUUUUGUAAAUGGGAUUAUUACAAUUAAUAAUAAACCAUAUGGAUAUGGAUCAUUAGUUGAAGGUGAUGGUAUUAAUGGUCCAUCAAUGUAUGAAUUUGUUUACGAAAAUACAAAUUCAGGUGUAGGUACAAUUGAAAUUCGUGGUUCAAGUGGAAAAAGUUCACCAUAUUAUACAAGUCAACCAAGUUACUAUUCUUCAAUUCCCCCAAAAUUUGUUUAUGAUGCAACUGCAUUUAAUAUAUAUAAUAUAUACCUCAUUCAAAAUGUAUCAUUUUUAUAUAAUAAUCUUAACACCACAAACAAAUCAAUUGAUAAUAUAAUGUACUUUAAUUUUACAGAUGUUACAGAAACUAAUGUUGAGCUAGAGGUUGUUUUUUUAAACAAUUUUAAAUUAUUAAAUGGAAGAAUAUCUAAACAAUGUUUUGCAAAAUGGAAUUCAACAAUUAAAUUGUUUCAAGUUGAAUUUAGAGUACCUGCAAAUGUUAAAACUGGUUACUUUAAUUAUAAUAUUAAACUAGGAAGUAUUUAUACAAACUUUUAUAGUCAAUUACUUCCAGCAUCGAAUCAAUUAUAUGUAACUUCAUCAAGAUUUGAUCAAUAUGGACCAAUUUUUAAAACAAUAGAUAAAAGUAUAUCACAAAAUCCAAAUCAAAUUAAAUGGUCAGUUACAAUUCAAGAUGAAAUUAAUGGAUUUGAUUAUGGUCAUGUUAUUGUAAGAGGUGAUAUGGAUGGCUCAAGAUAUACUAUUAAUUUAUCAAAUAAUACAAUUAUUAGUGGUAAUGAAUUUUUAGGACAGCAUGAUAUCAUUGUAACAAUUCCAGAUAUUUGUGCAACUCAAUCAUAUUCAAUUAUUGAAAUUGAAUUGUUUGAUAAACAAGGUUAUUCAUGUGAAUUUUAUAUGACUAAAAGUUUUGAUGCACCUUCGAAUCCUUUCAUUAAUUAUUUUGGUGACCCAACUAUUAAUAAGAUAACAAUUUAUUGUGAUGAUUAUCAAGAUCAAACACCACCAGUAUUAUUAUCAUUCCAAUCUUCAAGAGUAGUCUCAUCUCAAGAUAAUAGUCAAACUUUAUUAUUCGAGUUUCAAGUAACUGAUCCAGAAAGUGGAUUGAAAUCUGAUCAAUUACCAAUAGUUUAUGCUACUUCGAAACAACUUGAAGGUAUUUUUAAUACUUCAGAAAUUAAAACUAUUGUUAAUAAUAAUACAAUUGAUUAUAAAUGCCAAAUUGAUCUUCCUUAUGGAUUCGGGUACCAAUCUGAUAUACUAUUUAGUGUUUAUGGUUUAAUUAAUAAUGGUGGUUAUUUUGGUGGUUACUCAAGUGAGAGAUUAAUGAGUAUUUCACCAAACUCUUAUUAUAUGUCAAAUAUUCCAUUAAUUAAAAAGUUAUUAAUUUCAAAAGUUUCAAUUAUUACAUCAAGUGGUGGUAAAUUAUUAAUUAUUGGUAAACAUUUUCAAACUGAUUAUAAAGUUCAUAUAAAAUAUUUAGAUGGUAAUUUAGUAUUUCCACAAGUUUCAACACCAACUAUAUCAUAUUCAACAUCAAUAAUAAUUAAUGAUAUUAAACCAACUACAAACCCAUUCAUUAUCAAAGUCGUAAGUUUAAAUAAUCUUAAUCAAUCAAAUGAAUUUACAGUUUAUCCAGUAGUUUAUAAUUUUAUUGAUCCAUCACCAAAACCACCAAUAAAACCAAGAAUUCCAUGUGCUGGUACACCAGAAUGUGGUGGUUCAAAAAAUGGAUAUUGUAAAGAAAACUAUGGUUGUAUUUGUUAUUCACCAUGGGUUGGAAUUGAUUGUACAUCUCAAGUCAUCAUUGUACCACAACCAAGUACAAAUACAUCAAAUCCAUCAACUGAAAUUCCAGUAAUUGGUGGUGGUGGUGGUAAUAAUAAUAAUGAAACAAACACUGAAACAAUAUUAUUUAAAUCAUUAAUUUCAUUAGUUUCAUUAAGAGAAUUAGAUUUUCAAUCAAAUAUAGUUAAUACAUAUACAUUUGAAAAAUGGGUUUAUAAUCAAAUUGAUAGUAAUACAAAUCAGUAUGUUACAAAUAUCACCAUACCAAAAUCAAAUACAACAACUACAAUCACAGCAACAUUACAAUGGUUUAAAGAGAAAUCAAUUAUUAAAUUUGCAAAUCAACAAUUGGUAAUGAAUCCAUCAAGUAUAAAAUAUACAAUCGAUAUUUCAAAUUAUGAUUUCUCAAGUAAAUUAAAUCAAUUACAAUUAAUUAUGUCUGCAUCAAUAUCAGCUUCUAAAAGUGAUGAUAUUUGUUCAAGUAAAGAGUUUGGUGUAACGAGUGAUAGUGAUGAUGAUAUUUCAAAUUAUAUUAAACUUCAAGUUGAUACUGUUUCAUUAUAUGGUAGAUUCAUUAAGAGGGCAAUCGUAGAUUCAACAGUUCAAACAAUUUCAAAUAUUUUAUUAGAUUCAUCAAUGAAUUUAAUUACAAAUGCUGCAUCUUCUCAAACUUAUAUUGGUAUUCAAUUACCAUAUUAUAGUGAUUCAAUUAUUAUUGAUCCAGAUUUUUCUAUAUUAAUCGAUAGUAAAUCAGCAUCAAAUAACAAUAACUCUAUUUGUUCAAAUAUCAAUAGUAAAUCUGGUUUGUCAACUGUUCAACUUGUUGGUAUUAUUAUUGGUUCAGUUGGUUUUGCUGCUGUUAUAAUUAUUUCAAUUGCUUUUUGUAUACAUAAGAACAGGACUGAUGCUAAAUUUAGGUUAUUUGUAAGAAAUAAAACUAUUCAUAUGGAUAAAAAAAAAUAA
Molecule: messenger RNA, 4140 nt
Organism: Dictyostelium discoideum AX4
Lineage: Eukaryota; Evosea; Eumycetozoa; Dictyosteliales; Dictyosteliaceae
Product: EGF-like domain-containing protein
Exons: 6
Coding region: 1-4140 (1379 amino acids)
Source: RefSeq, a predicted model, not a curated record